Molecule: messenger RNA, 1320 nt
Organism: Drosophila sulfurigaster albostrigata
Lineage: Eukaryota; Metazoa; Arthropoda; Insecta; Diptera; Drosophilidae
Product: ATP-dependent RNA helicase DDX47-like
Molecular function (GO): RNA helicase activity; nucleic acid binding; ATP binding
Source: RefSeq, a predicted model, not a curated record
GCAACUGGAAGAAUAUGUAACAAAAUGUCGGAAACUUCAGAAGACGAGCAAGCGCAAUUGCAAACAAGCGAUGAAGAACUCAGUGCUGACGAAGAGCCAAAAAAAGCACAGAUGCCGGGGAAGAGGAUGAGGAAGACGACGGCGACGAUAAAGAAACUGAAAAUGAGUCUGAUGACGAUGCGUCCGCGGCCGAUGAGGAUAAAAUUGAAUGGCGACAAAGCGCUAACGUGGAAAGAUCUUGGUCUCAAUGAAACACUGUGCAAGGCUUGUGAUGAGCUAAUGUGGAAGGCGCCUUCAAAAAUUCAAAAGGAAGCGAUACCAAUUGCCAUACAGGGCAAGGAUGUAAUUGGUUUGGUAGAAACAGGAUCGGGUAAAACCGGCGCCUUUGCGCUGCCUAUUUUGCAUGCAUUACUAGAGAAUCCGCAACGUUAUUUCGCACUGGUCUUAACGCCAACACGUGAACUCGCAUUCCAAAUUGGUGAACAAUUUGAGGCGUUGGAAGUCUCCAACAAAUAUCAAACUGUCGAUCAGCUACAGCAAUAUUAUCUAUUUAUACCUGUAAAAUACAAAGACGUCUAUCUGGUGCACAUCCUCAACGAGCUGGCUGGCAACAGUUUCAUGAUCUUCAGCAGCACUUGCAACAACACUGUGAAGACUGCCUUGAUGUUGCGAGCUCUGGGCUUAGCUGCGAUUCCGUUGCAUGGACAGAUGUCGCAGAACAAACGCUUGGCAGCGCUCAACAAAUUUAAGGCGAAAAAUCGUUCGAUUUUGAUAUCCACCGAUGUUGCCUCACGUGGUCUUGACAUUCCCCAUGUGGAUGUGGUGGUUAACUUUGAUAUACCCACGCACAGUAAGGAUUACAUACAUCGUGUGGGACGCACAGCGCGUGCCGGACGUUCCGGGCAAGCCAUCACUAUGGUCAGUCAGUAUGACAUUGAAUUGUAUCAGCGUAUCGAACAUUUGCUGGGCAAACAGUUGCCUCUGUACAAAUGCGAGGAGGAUGAGGUGAUGGCUCUGCAGGAGCGUGUGGCGGAAGCACAACGUACAGCGAAACUGGAGCUCAAUGAUCUGGAGGAUAGCAAGGGCUACAAGGGUGGCAAAGGCGGUGGCACUAAGCGUUCGGCUGCUGGAGGGGACCACGAUGAUUCGGAACAGUUUACGGGUGCGCGCAAGCGCAUGAAACCCAUGGGGAAGGGUGGGAAUAACAACUAUAAGAACAAGGGGGGGCGCUGGAGUUACCUUCUCUACCCUUUUCGUAGAGAUGUAGAGUCUACGACAAACCAAAAGAGGCACGAUCCGACUGGAACGACCGUUAUAUAA